CUCCCCCCCUUUUGCACUCAUAUAGGGAGGGGCCUGGGAUAAAUUGUCUGAAAGGCCCCAUUCCCCCAGGAGGUCUAUAGAGAGACAGAGGCUGGGGGUGGGAGGUGGAGUCUCCAGACUGUGUCCUGUAAAGAAAUCUGUGAAUGUAAUGAAAGAUCUGAGCCCAAGCAGAAUGGCACAUCCCGGGGAAACUGCCGCCUGCCAAACUGCCGGCUUCCUUCUCCCUGUGCACUUCUCCCCCUCGCUGCCACUGACCAUGAUGAUGAGGAUGAGGAUGAGGGUGAUGCUGGGGGGCAGAGUGCAGCCUCAGGACCCAUGAGUUCAACCACUUCUUCUUAUUGGAGGACUAUGAAUUAUCCACAGGGGAAACAUGGAGAAAAUAACGUCCGGCAUCUCCCAACUCAGCUGGAGCUCCGUGUCUCUGCCCCUGGAUGUGAUCGUCAGCAAAUUCCGACUUCCCACGCUGCUCAAACUGGGGAAAGGGGAGUAUGUGGAUGGGGUGAGGGACGAAGAUGUCAUUUUGAUUCAUUCCUGCCGACAGUGGACAACAGUGACAGCUCACAGCCUCGAGGAGGGACACUAUGUUAUAGGGCCAAAAAUAGACAUCCCUCUCCAGUAUCCAGGGAAAUUCAAGCUUCUGGACCAGGACAGGGAUGUGCGAGAGCCAGUGCAGUAUUUCAGUAGUGUAGAAGAGGUGGCCAGUGUUUUUCCUGACCGAGUCUUUGUUAUGGAAGCCAUCACCUUCAGUGUCAAGGUGGUCUCAGGGGAAUUCAGUGAAGACAGUGAGGUUUAUAACUUUACUUUGAACACUGGAGAUGAGCUGACUCUGAUGGGCCAGGCGGAAAUACUAUGUGCCAAGACAGUGAAGGAGAAGUCCCGCUUCAAUACCAUCCUUAAAAAACUGGGCAAAACGGGCACACUUGGCAAACAGGUGAAGGGAAAGAUGCCGUGUCUGAUCUGCAUGAAUCACCGCACCAAUGAGAGCCUGAGCCUUCCUUUCCAGUGCAAGGGCAAUUUUAGCACUCGUAGUCCCCUAGAGCUACAGAUGCAGGAGGGAGAGCACACUAUCCGGAGCAUCAUUGAGAAGGUGCGAUUACCUGUUAAUGUUGUAGUUCCCAGCCGCCCAGCCAGAAACCUUUAUGACCUUCACAUCAUCCGGGAAGGUCAUCGCUACAAGUUGGUGAGCAUCAUCUCCAAGACAGUGGUAUUGUGUUGCCUUUUACGUAAGGAUGAAGUGAAACCAUUCCACUUUUUGCUUCUCACUGACAUGCCCCGUUUCUCUCUCCCAGAGGGACUACUCUGUGGAGACCCUCACUUUGACAAACUUGUAAGGGAUUGUGCUAAUUUUUGCCAAGAACAUCGCUUCAACCCAGAUGAGUACUCCAAGGCUGUCCGUGAGACCAAGACUGAUUUUGCAGAGGAGUGUGCAAGUCCUCGAAAGAUCAGAGUCUGCCUUCAGGGUUUCUCUGCAGGCUCAAUCAACUAUACCCGAGAGGAGCUCAGCCAAGGCCUUCAGCGUUUAUCCCUGUGUGUCUACAGUGGAGCCCUCCCUGAGGAUCACAGUGGCCAGGACUGUCGGGAUAGUCAACACCCAGGCAUGGCUUCUUCAGACAACUCAGAAGACCAGGAAUACAUGACUCCAGAUUGGGUGGAACAGGAUUUUAGGACUCAAGAACAGCUGGAGAUCCCAUAUGAAGAACUUUGGACCAAUCAAAACUCUGAUAAUUAUUCUGAGCCCAGCAACAAACCUAUUGGUUUUGAAUGUGGCAACAAGGUCCAGCAGGACCUCAUUUCUUUUGUAACAACGUCUACAGCCUUAGAGGGGAAAAACAUUUCACCUACUCCACCAGCCUUAAAUGUUGAUGAAACAAGGACUGAAACACCCCCGCCAGUACCCCCGAAAUCUGAGGCAGUGAGAGAAGAAUGCCGCCUUCUGAAUGUGCCUCCUGUACCCCCCCGUGGAGACAGAACAUUCUCCAAUUCUAGCCCACCUGUCCCACCUCGCUUUCCAAAGACCAAGCUGUUAUCAACUCAUUCCCCCAACCCAAGUCUGUCCUAUUACUCAUCUGGACUCCAUGACAUAUCAGGCACCCGCAGUGGAAGCUGCUCUCCUUCUCCAGACUCCUAUUCCCUGUACUGCUAUCCAUGCACAUGGGGAGACUGCAAGGCUGGGGAUGUGUCCAACCGUCAGACAUCAGGGACCAUGGCCUCUACUGCCCAGCCAACUCAGACUUCAUGGUCAGACUCCUGGGCCUAUGCAGAUACUGGUCCUAGUGUGGCCAGUGGACGUUCCACUCCAUUGCUAAGCACAGACACUACGAUAAAGACCUACUACAGCUGCCCUAGGAUAAAGCCCCCACAAACGCAAAAACGCUUUGCUCCAUUUGGUGCCCUCAACCCAUUUGCCAACCCUGCCUUUUCUUCCACUCCCUCAUCCUCUGGGGAAUGGCUGGAUCCCCUAGACCACCAAAAAUCCCCUUCAUCUUCUGCAUCUGAGGCCCUUGACCCAUUUGAUGCAAACCACAGCCAGAGCACCUCAUCUGACUCUCUCUCUAUAGGAUCAGAGGUGCGCUUUGUGCCUGAGCCUGUUUUUAAAACUGGAGGCACAACCACGUGUCCCCCACCUCCUCCUAGACCUACAAAGGAGUUUGAGACGGAUAAAAUUGUUAUUAGGAGCUCAGCUCCUCUAUCUCCUACUAUUCUGAGGGGGGCAGAAGGAGGUGUCACAAGAGUGUAUCUGACUCAAGGAGUGAUAGAAGUGCCACCAAUGCCCUCUAGGAGUAACAUGGACACCUCAUCUUCUCACAGCCCUGGUGUUCCUAGACUCCCUGGGGACAUUCUAACUUGGCACCCUCCAGCAGAUCUGUCUGCUCUGUCAGUGGAAGAAGUUUCCAGAUGCCUGAGGUUUAUCGGCCUCUCCGAGGAUGUUGUGACGUUUUUUGUGCGCGAGCGAAUCGACGGCAGCAUCUUUGUUCAGCUGACCGAGGAAAUCUUGUCUGACGACUUCAAACUGACCAAGCUCCAGGUGAAAAAGAUCAUGCAGUUCAUUAAGGGGUGGAGACCCAAAAUAUGACAGAGCUCCACCAUGAACCUAUUUGAGCCUAAAGACUUGAUAAUCUUUCUCCCCAGGACCGAAUUUUGGAAAAUUCUUAACAAUGUUUAUUUUAUAGGAUAUUCCUUGUUCUUAACAAAAUGUAGGUCAUUUCCUAGGGCUACAUAGCACAAUUUGCACAAUCGAUAUCAUUAUAUGGUCAGUCCAUGGAUCAGAUCCCAUGAGGACUUUACAUGAACACUCAACAAAGUUUUCUGAAAAUCUUUAGUUUGGAAUUUUUGACCUCCUGAAUAUAAUAUAUUGACGUUUUUGUUUUGAAUAAUUCCAUCUGUCCAAGAAAACUGAUUUAGCCACAACGACAGGACUUGCAACUGUACUAAAGUAGCUUGUGCUUGAGGUCUGACCAUGAACUGUCAUUUAAUAUUAAAAGUCAGAGAAAG
Messenger RNA from Xenopus laevis (African clawed frog), 3492 nucleotides. It is a transcript of the gene garem2.S, whose product is annotated as GRB2 associated regulator of MAPK1 subtype 2 S homeolog. The transcript has 6 exons. NCBI's taxonomy places the organism in Eukaryota, Metazoa, Chordata, Amphibia, Anura, Pipidae. The record is from RefSeq and is a predicted model, not a curated record. Bases 371 to 3073 code for a protein of 900 amino acids.